UUUAGCUGUGACGGUCCCAUCUGAUGACGGAGACUUGUGUUGCCUCCGAAACGUCGUGAUUUAUUAUUUAAAUUUAUAUUAUUAUUUCUAUUAUUUUUAUUAUGUAUUUUUUACCUACGUGACUUUACCAAAAAAACCCUAAGAGUAUGAGUAUCGCCUGCUGUGUUUACUCCGAGGGGCAGACGCGUGUCGAGUCUUCACUCUCUGUGCAUGUAACUCGGGAGUGAGUGAGUGAGCGAGCGAGCGAUUUGUCCUGUGGUUGUUGUUGUUGGUAGUGGUGUUGUUGUUGGUGUUGUUGUUGGUGGUGUUGUUGGUGUUGUUGUUGUUGGUGGUGUUGUUGGUGGUGUUGUUGUUGUUGGUGAUGGAGGAGACCAUCGACCCGUGAUGUUCGCGCUCCAGGCCGUGCCGCUCCACGCCGCUGACCCAGCAGCGGCGGCGGCGUGGAGCGAGCCCCAGGCCCUCUUCUUCUGGAGCCUCCUCUUCGUCAACCUCUUCGUGUUCUACUACGCGCUCUUCUUCCUCGAGUGCCUGUGCCUCAACAUCGGCAUGGACGCCUUCUUCCCCCCCACAGACGCGCACGACGCGCUGCUCGCCCUGGGAGUCGAUCUCGCCCCGGACUUCGACCUCGACUUUCUCGACUCCGACCACCUCCUCCAGUGA
Molecule: messenger RNA, 660 nt
Organism: Lethenteron reissneri (Far Eastern brook lamprey)
Lineage: Eukaryota; Metazoa; Chordata; Hyperoartia; Petromyzontiformes; Petromyzontidae
Product: dexamethasone-induced protein-like
Source: RefSeq, a predicted model, not a curated record